Eurytemora carolleeae is the source of this 2831-nucleotide messenger RNA. Its product is annotated as zinc finger protein 62 homolog. The record is from RefSeq and is a predicted model, not a curated record. Lineage: Eukaryota; Metazoa; Arthropoda; Copepoda; Calanoida; Temoridae. The transcript is spliced from 6 exons. Bases 46 to 1647 code for a protein of 533 amino acids. Gene Ontology annotation, biological process: regulation of transcription by RNA polymerase II. Gene Ontology annotation, cellular component: nucleus. Gene Ontology annotation, molecular function: RNA polymerase II transcription regulatory region sequence-specific DNA binding; DNA-binding transcription factor activity, RNA polymerase II-specific.
UUUUCUGGUUUUUAAGUUUUUAAAUAAUUUUUAAAAUUUCAGAAGAUGGAAAACGUUUACGCGGAUUCCUCGUUAUCAGAUGAUAGGGUGGAGAACUGUACUGUGAAGAAGAUGGAACACGUUUUCGCAGAUUCCUCAUUUCAAGAUGACAAGCUGAUGAAUCGUACUGUAAAGAAGAUGGAAAACGCUUUCGCGGAUUCGUCAGUCCAAGACAAUAAGUUGGAGAACUUUACUGUUAAGAAGAUUGAAAACGCUUUCGCGGAUUCCUCGUUCCAAGAUGACAAGUUGGAGAACUGUACUGUUAAGAAGAUGGAAAAAGUUUUGGCGGAUUCCUCGUUCCAAGAUGAGGAGGUUGAGAAGUGUACUGUGGAGGUGAAGCCGGACCUGAUCAUCAAGGAGGAGAGGAUGGAUGAUGAGGAGGAGGGAGACAUGGGUUACAUGGGAGGCCUAGCGAACCUGGAUAACGAGGAGGGAAAGGAGAUGGCUCGGAUGAAUUUUGAAGUAAUCAUGGAAGGUGUUGAGAAGCUUAUAAAAGAUGAAACACCAGACGUUAUCGAGUACACAUGUGACGAGUGCGAGUAUUCCGCAAACGGAUUAUAUAAUUUGAAACGACACAAACAAAGUCAUCAUGGAUCUCUGGAGUUUGAAUGCAACGAGUGCGGAUAUUUAGCUAAAAAUGCUAUUUCUUUGAAGGUACACAAGACUUUUAAGCAUAAAGGUGAAAAAGGAUUUAAAUGUCCCGUCUGUGACUAUGUAGUCGAUUCGCGUAGCGCUUUAAACCUUCACAGGAAAACAAAUCAUGGUGGUGUACAGCUUCCUUGUGAUAAAUGUGAGUAUGUAGCUCCCAGUCCUAAAGCUUUAAGAAACCACAAAAAGAAAAAGCACAUUGGUAUUCAGUUUACAUGCGACGAAUGUGUAUUUGCCACCAACACCGCCAGAAAUUUAGACAAACAUAAAGAUGAAAAACAUCCGGUUGAAUCUUGUUCCUGUGAGUAUUGUGACUUUGUAGCGUUGACUAGGAUAGCUUUGAGAGAUCACGGAAGAAGUAAACAUUCAGGGCAUUUGUGCGAUCAAUGCAGCUACUCAGGCGCAUCUGAGAGCGGACUCAGAAACCAUAAAGAAGUGGUUCACGAAGGAAAACGAUUUCCCUGUGAUCAGUGUGACUAUACAGGGUGUUCUAAAAGUAUGUUAAAACAUCACAAAGAAGCCACGCAUCAGGGUAUUCGGUAUCUGUGUGAUCAAUGCUUCUUCUCCACAACCUCAACUAAAUAUUUAGAACAACACAAGUUGAGUAGACACGAAGGAGUGAGGUAUCCCUGUGAUCAAUGUGAUUAUAUUGGAGCUCUAAAUAGUAAUCUAAGAGCACACAAGGCAGUUCGUCACGGAGAUAAAGAUGCUAAAUUUCUAUGCGAUCAGUGUGAAUUUGUAGCUACAAGUAAGAGCAACCUUGGAACCCAUAAACGAAGGAAACAUGUCGGAAUAGUUUAUCAUUGUGAAAGUUGUGAAUAUUCCUCACUCAGAAAAGAUUUUCUAAAAAGACACAGAGAAGCCAAACAUGAGGGAAUUAGAUAUCCUUGCGAUCAGUGUGAUUACGAGGCAACCCAGGCGGGUAACUUGAAAACGCACAAACUAAACAAACAUAAAUAACUCUCCAACUCCUGUAUAUAAGUCGAAAAUCCUGAAAUGCAAUCAGACUACAGUCAAUUAUUCUCAGUUAAGAUGUACAUUCUAUUAUAUUGUACGAUAGAACUUAAUCUAAGAAUACUGUGUUUAAAGUCUAGAUGUAUAAUUUUGACUCGAAGUCUUCCUUAAUUGACUUCAAUGGAUGUACUAGGAUAUCAAGAUAUAUCCUACGAAUCCUGCUAUUAUACCACUUAUAGUGUACAUUGUACAAGUUGACAAUUUUAACCAAUUCAGAUUUUAUGCAGUUGCAUAAUAUACACAAAAAUCAGAGCCGUGAAACUUGCAGAAAACAUAAUUUUGCUUAUUGGACAUGUAAAUGUAAUUACAUUAAAAAGACGCAGCUAGAAUUUAAAAGGAAUAGUUGACAACUUUUCUGUUGUUAAAACCUUUUUAUUCAUGAACUAACUAUAAAUUUUGUCUGACAAAUAUCGUUAUUGUAAAUAGACAAAAACUAAGGAUUUGAAUUUCCUAACUUACCCCCCCCCCCACACACACACACUUAGCUUUUAAUUGUAUAUGCUUGAGCUUAAUUAUAUCAAUUGAUAAUAUAUGUAUAAUGUAAUAUGUGAUAAAUGAAUGGUAUUUAACGUUUACUAUGUAAACUCGUGCACAAUUUAAUCAUUACAUAAUUCCGGGAUUUUACUCUCCUUUUAAAAUCAUGUUUUUCAUGAAGAAGUUCUUUGCAAAAAAAUUAGUUUGGGUGGACAAAUACAUUUUUAAGGUAAUUAGUUUUUUAGCUUCAGGUCCCUUUGUUCCUCAACGUUUAUAAAAUUGUACGUCCCCUGAAAGGAAGGUUAAUUAAGGAAUACACUUAAAAAUGAUAAAUAUUUAUUAAUGCGACCGAAAGCCAUGUUUAUUUACCGAUCUCGGCUGAAAAUUAACAUGAAAUUUUGUGAUAAUUUGUUCUUAUAAUUGUGCAAAUCUUAAAUUUCAAAUUAUAUAAUUAGUAGACAAUAAUCUAACGUUGCUUUACUCCAUUAAUAUCUUUUAAUUAAGUUUAUAAAAGCAAUGAACAUUAUCUUGUGAUUCUGUAUUUUCUCCAGUUUGUUUCCAUGUUGUUACAUGUUAUUUUAUUUCAAUGAUAUAUGUAAUAUAUGUAAUAUAUUUAGAACAAAAUGGAGGAUUCUAUAAAGUCAAAAACAGGGAUA